This is a messenger RNA of Ictalurus furcatus (blue catfish), 1270 nucleotides long. RefSeq names its product collectin sub-family member 11 (gene colec11). The record is from RefSeq and is a predicted model, not a curated record. Bases 167 to 1000 code for a protein of 277 amino acids. The transcript has 7 exons. NCBI's taxonomy places the organism in Eukaryota, Metazoa, Chordata, Actinopteri, Siluriformes, Ictaluridae.
UCUGUGUGUUUAUACACACACACUUGCUCUCUGGCUUGUUUCUGACGUGAGAGACGAGACAUGCCAAGCUGACCAUAAUCAUCGCUCAGGCUUCAGUCUGAAGACAGCAGUGCUGCACACACACUGGGCGUGAAUUUCUCACACAUGCAGCAGUAGUACUUCCAGUAUGAGUGGAGAAAGCUUGAGGACAUGUGUGUUGAUCACUCUGUUGGGUCUAAUGUUACUGGAGUCAGCUCAUGGUCAGCAUAUAGCAGAGGAGCCCUGCUCAGUCCAAAUCCUUGUUCCAGGACUUAAAGGGGAAAUAGGGGAGAAGGGUGAGAAAGGUGCACCUGGGAGACCUGGCAGAGUGGGGCCACCUGGAGAGACAGGACCACCUGGACUUAAAGGACAAAAAGGUAUCAUGGGACGUUAUGGAAAAAUGGGUCCCCCUGGAUUAAAAGGUUUAAAAGGUGAUAUGGGAGAUCCAGGUCCUAAAGGCGAAAAUGGAGACCCAGGGCUCCCCUGUGAGUGUGGUCCCCUGCGAAAGAUGAUUGGUGAAAUGGAUAAUCUUGUGGCACAGUUAACCAGUGAACUGAAGUUUAUUAAAAAAGCACUGCCCUCCCCUGCAGCUGUUGCUGGAAUUAAAGAGACGGACAGUAAGGUGUACCUUCUGGUGAAGGAGGAGAAACGUUACCGAGAUGCUGAGCUCUACUGCCAAGGCAGGGGUGGGCACCUGGCCAUGCCCAAAGAUGCCAGUGCAAACAGAGCCAUUGCUGGCUACGUAACAGAAGCUGGCCUUAGCAGAGUGUACAUUGGCAUUAAUGACCUAGAGCGUGAGGGACAUUUUGUGUAUGUGGAGCGCUCACCUAUGAGCACCUUUACCAAGUGGCGGGAAGGAGAGCCCAAUAACGCCUAUGAAGAUGAAGAUUGUGUGGAGCUUGUGUCCUCGGGAGAGUGGGUUGAUGUGGCCUGCUCUCUAACCAUGUACUUUGUGUGCGAGUUUGACAAAGACCAGAUUUGAGCAACUCCACUCGGAAGGGGGGGGAUGCUGAUUAUAGUAGUGACUUUUGCAGCCUCGUAGUGCAAGAGUGUAAUUAUUCUGAGAUGCCAACAGAGACUCAUUCUGAUAUGUCUAUGCUUCACAUACAGUGAAGAGAAUUACAUUUGUAAAAAAUAUAUUUCUAAUAUUUCUUAUUUGCUACGAACUUUAUGGAUUGCCCUUUAUCAUGUACUAUUUUGCAUUUGUAUAUACUGUAUAAAGCCAUAAAUAAAGCUAUAUCAGUUAGUGCAA